Molecule: messenger RNA, 936 nt
Organism: Ochotona princeps (American pika)
Lineage: Eukaryota; Metazoa; Chordata; Mammalia; Lagomorpha; Ochotonidae
Product: olfactory receptor 52P1-like
Exons: 1
Coding region: 1-936 (311 amino acids)
Biological process (GO): G protein-coupled receptor signaling pathway
Cellular component (GO): membrane
Molecular function (GO): olfactory receptor activity; G protein-coupled receptor activity
Source: RefSeq, a predicted model, not a curated record
AUGCUAAUCCUCAAUCACUCCAGCUUCACAACCUUCACUCUGAUGGGUAUACCUGGCUUAGAGUCACAGCACAUGUGGCUCUCCAUUCCUUUUGCCUCCAUGUUUUUGGUUAUUCUCAUUGGCAAUGGCACUAUCCUCUUCCUGGUGGCCACAGAGCCCACACUUCAGACACCAAUGUAUCUGCUGCUGGCUCUACUGAUGGUGGCUGAUCUCGUAUCGACUCUCUGUCUGGUGCCCAAGCUCCUCUGCCUCUUCUGGUUUAAUGACCAAGACAUUGAUGCUGGUUCCUGUUUCACCCAGAUGUUUUUCAUCCAUGGAGCAUCUGUGGUGCGCUCAUCUCUUCUCGUGGCAAUGGCCUUUGACCGCUUUGUGGCUGUAUGUGAACCCUUACGCUAUAACACAAUUCUAAGCCAUGCCCUCAUUGGACGCCUGGGAUUGUUAGCUCUAGCCAAAGGUGUGCUUCUCAUCCUGCCAAUGCCUCUGCUGCUUCAAAGGUUGACUUUUUGUCGCACAGCCAUUUCUCACACCUACUGUGAUCACAUGGCUGUGGUGAAAAUGGCCUGUGACCACACCAGACCCAAUCGGAUCUACGGGCUCUUUGUGAUUUUGCUUGUAGUGGGACUUGACCUACUACUCAUUGGCCUCUCUUACACCCUCAUUCUGCAGUCUGUGUUGCGUCUCAGCUCUCGAAAUGCCACCCAUAAAGCUCUCCACACCUGCUCAGCCCACUUUUUUGUCAUCCUUGUCACUUACGUGCCUGCACUCCUGUCCUCGAUCACUCACCGCAUUGGUCGCCAUAUCCCACCUCAUGCUCAUAUUCUCCUUGCCAAUCUUUACCUUCUCCUUCCUUCACUGCUCAACCCCAUCAUCUAUGGUAUAAAGACGAAGGAAAUCCGUGACAAAGUGGCCAAAUACAUGUGCAGAGGAACUCCAUAA